This is a messenger RNA of Puccinia triticina, 2634 nucleotides long. RefSeq lists its product as uncharacterized. Gene Ontology annotation, molecular function: mRNA binding. Lineage: Eukaryota; Fungi; Basidiomycota; Pucciniomycetes; Pucciniales; Pucciniaceae. The record is from RefSeq and is a predicted model, not a curated record. Gene Ontology annotation, cellular component: cytosol. The transcript is spliced from 5 exons. The coding region runs from base 1 to 2634 and encodes 877 amino acids.
AUGUAUGCGCCGAUGGAAGGAGGCUGUGUAUGCAUCACCCGCAAUAUGCAAUAUGCCAUGUCUGAAACUCGCCCGAAACUGGAGGAAACCCUUCCGAGUUGGCCGCCGACAAGCUUCCCCCCAGCCAGCACACUGCAGCCAAGAAGCGCCAUGCCUCGACUCCUGUUCGGAUCACUGCCAGCCGAUCUGACGACGGCUGGGCUCACCGAGCUUCUCGCGAAUCCGCCGAAGGGCAUCUCCGCUCCAGCCGCCCUGGACCACACCACCCCCCGGCCGACGGAUGUGAAGGUUCUGCUCAACCAGCUCGGCCGGUCGCGGCGGAUGGCCUUUGUGGGAUACAAGUCCCAGGAGCAGGCGGCGUGGAUCAAGGAUGUCUGGGAGGGUACCUGGGUCGAUGGCCGGGCGGGCGGGGGCACCGGCAGCAGGGUCUCCGUCGAAUGGGCAAAGGGCAUCGAGCCGUCCACAAAGACUCGCGCAUCCGCCCAGAAUGACCCCUCCACAAGUUCCUCCCCUGCCGACUAUCCACCCAAGAAGAAAACUAAACUCGAGGCGGCCGAAAAACCACAGGAUUCCCAGUUUGCCGAAUUCAUGUCCCUCUCUCAUCCUCGCAAAAAUAAGUCCCUGGUCCACGAAAUCAUGGAGCUGUCUAUUCCUCAACAACCCACCACCAACGCUGCUGCUCCACCACAGCCUGAGCCUGAAGACCCCCCCACGGAGAAUCAACCACCUCUCGACGGCUCCUCAUCCAGCCGCUCUUCCUCGCCUCCACCGGUGAUCGGUGAUGAUGAAGAUAUCACAGACAAAGAAUACCUGGCCCGGCGGAUGAAAAGGAAGCUCGCGGACACUGUCGAUCUUCAGCCUGAUCCGAAGGAGCCUUCAUCCGAAUCUAAGGAGUGGGAUCAGGAAGAGGAGGACCUGGCCGAGAACGGCGACCAGAAAGCGGCUCCGGAUGACCAGCAGCAAUCCAAGAAACCCCAUGAUGGCUCCAAGCCGCCCGAACCCGCCGUGGCUAGCGACGAGACAACGAUCCUCGAGAGCGGCCGGCUGUUCUUGCGCAACUUGGCCUUCUCCGUCACCGAAGAGGAGAUCCGAGCGCUCUUUGAGCCGUUUGGUAACGUUGCCCAAGUCCACAUUCUUCUCGACCAUGAACGCAAACCCAAGGGCCUCGGCUACGUGAGCUUCAGCCGAUCGUCAGAUGCGCUCGAAGCCUACCGCAAGCUAGACCAGAGCGACUUUCAAGGCCGGCUUCUCCACAUCCUGCCCGCUGUCACCCGCAACUCGCGCGCCGAUCCGGCUUCCAAACCGCACAAUUCCGUCAAGAUGGAGCAGGAUGCCAAACGCAAGUUGGAGAGCAGCAAACAGUUUAACUGGGCUACUUUGUACAUGAAUUCGGAUGCUGUCGCAUCUUCGGUGGCCGAUCGACUCAAGAUCACCAAGGCUGAGCUCUUCAACCCGGACGCCCAAAACCCCGCAGUCAAGCUAGCCUUAGCAGAGACCCAUGUGAUCAACGAGACGAAGCAGUUUCUCGAAGACAACGGGAUCGAUGUGGAAGCGUUCGAGAAGCUCAAGUCAGCCCGCUCGCCCACCACGAUCCUGGUCAAGAACAUCCCCUACAACACCUCGACGACUGUCGUCAAGGCGCUCUUCUCCGAGCACGGCUCGGUGCUCAAGGUCUUGAUGCCCCCGUCCGGGACGAUCGCGGUGGUGGAGAUGGGCGACAAGGAGGACGCGAGAAGCGCGUUCAGAUCGCUGGCUUACAAGCGGAUCGGGAACUCGGUCCUGUACCUCGAAAAGGCGCCGCUGGAUCUGUGGAAGAUCGAUCCUGCUCAGCCCGACUCGGCAGUGGUUGUCGUCAAGGAAAGCAAGCCGUCGAAAGCAGAGGCGGAAGAAGCGGUUGGCGAGCCCGGGUCGACGCUGUUUGUGAAGAAUCUGUCGUUUGGAACGAGCUCGGAGGCCUUGGCCUCCCGCUUCUCCAGCCUGCCCGGAUACCUGUUCGCGCGCAUCCAGACCAAGCCGGAUCCGAAGAAUGCGGGCGGGCCUCGUCUGAGCAUGGGCUUCGGGUUCGUCGGCUUCCGGACGGUCGAGGCCGCCCAGCAGGGGCUCCAGCGGAUGCAGGGCUGUUGCUUGGACGGCCACAGUCUGGCGCUGAAGUUUGCGAAACAGGGCCGGGAGGAGGAGGAGGAGGAGGAGGAGAAGAAGGGAGAGCUGGCUGGCGGCAAGAAGAGCAAGACGACGAGCAAGCUGAUGAUCAAGAACUUGCCGUUCGAGAUCAGCAGGAAGGAGCUCUCCGAGCUCUUUGGGGUCUAUGGCAAGCUCAAGUCGGUCCGGCUGCCCAAGAAGCUCGACCGCAAGUCGCGCGGGUUCGGCUUCGUCGAGUUCCACACCAAGAAGGAGGCCGCCGAGGCCCUCAAGAGCCUCCGCUUCUCCCACCUCCUCGGCCGCCAUCUCGUGAUCGAGUACGCCCACGACGAGGCCGACGCCAAGGCGCUCGACUUGCACAGGCUCAGGGCCGACCAGUCCGCGCUCCUCACCCUCCAGACCCCCACGCCCUACCAGAAGAAGAAGUUCGUCGGGCUUCAUCCGACGGACGCCGGUGAGGAUGGCCAGGAUGUGCCCGAGUUCUUGGUUGGCUGA